Molecule: messenger RNA, 5176 nt
Organism: Protopterus annectens (West African lungfish)
Lineage: Eukaryota; Metazoa; Chordata; Ceratodontiformes; Protopteridae
Gene: NFATC1
Product: nuclear factor of activated T cells 1
Exons: 10
Coding region: 22-2799 (925 amino acids)
Biological process (GO): cytokine production; calcineurin-NFAT signaling cascade; regulation of transcription by RNA polymerase II
Cellular component (GO): transcription regulator complex
Molecular function (GO): DNA-binding transcription factor activity, RNA polymerase II-specific; transcription factor binding; RNA polymerase II cis-regulatory region sequence-specific DNA binding
Source: RefSeq, a predicted model, not a curated record
CCCUGAUUGUGUGCAGGUAACAUGUCAUCCCUCAGAGAAGAGCCCGAGUUGGAUUUUGACAUGCUUUUCGAGUUUAACAGCGGCGAUGAUCGCAGCAACAGUUACUGUCGAGAAUCCUACAGUUUUUCAUCUUCAAAUGACAUCAGUAGUCCAUAUCUCUGUGUGGGCAGUUCAGCUUUUACUGCAUCCUGCCUUGUUCCUCCGUCACCAAAUUCAGUCAUGGCAGUUGUUCCACAAACAAAUCAUCACUUAAGUUACAGUGAUGUGGACAGUGCAAAUUCGGGAUAUUAUCUUACUCCAAAUGUCAGGUCAAAUGGAGCACCUGCCCUAGAAAGUCCUAGUAUAAAGAUUACAUCUUAUAUGGCACUAGAUCAAAGUAGCAACCUGUUUCCCCAUGAAAACGAGAUUGAAGAAACUAUUCCAGCACCUCAGCGAUCAAAUUCAGUUGUUACACUAACCUUACCAAAUGCUGAUACAUACAGAGAUCCAUUGUCCUGCCUUAGUCCAGCAAGUAGUUUGUCUUCCAGAAGCUGCAAUUCUGAAGCUUCGUCUUAUGAAUCUGGCUACUCUUUUAAUUGUGACAACUCUCCACAGACAUCACCAUGGCAGUCUCCAUGUGUAUCUCCUAAAACCACAACAUUAGAUGAUGGCUACUCCCGUGGAAUGGUAACCUGUACAUCGCUGAACUCGCCAAGGCAUUCUCCUUCCACAUCUCCUGGAGCAACUGUUACAGAUGAGUGGCCUGGUGCUCGAACCUCACGUCCGACCUCCCCAUGUGGCAAAAGAAAAUACAGCCUGAAUGGUAGGCAGCCUUGUCAUUCACCUCACCCCUCCCCAACACCAUCACCACAGAAUUCUCGUCGGGUUAGCAUUAGUGAGGACCCUUGGAUGGUAAACACUACAGUGUACACCAGCUCAGCUGCUAUUGUUGCUGCAAUAAAUGCUCUCAGCACUGACCCCUCCAUUGAUCUGAAUGAUGGCAUCCCCCUAAAAUCCAGGAGAACAAUAGAGCAUACUCCAACUAUGACACUAAAGACUGAACCAAUUGGUGAUGAACAUGGGACUAUAUCACCAGCUGCUGACCUGUCACCUGAUGAGUUUCCUGUUAAUCAACUUCAUAAGAAGGGGAAUUUCUUUGAUCAGUACCUUUCUGUACCUCCUGCAUAUUCUUGGGCCAAAGCAAAACAGCUUUCUACAGCUUCGUACCAUAGUCCAUCUUUGCCUGCUCUUGACUGGCAGCUGCCUUCCCAUUCUGGACCCUAUGAACUUCGGAUUGAAGUACAGCCCAAGUCUCACCAUCGAGCUCAUUAUGAGACAGAAGGAAGUCGAGGAGCAGUAAAGGCAUCUGCUGGAGGCCAUCCAAUUGUCCAGUUACAUGGUUACUUAGAAAGUGAGCCACUCACCCUGCAACUGUUCAUUGGGACUGCUGAUGACCGUCUUCUGCGCCCUCAUGCCUUCUAUCAGGUUCAUCGCAUUACAGGGAAGACAGUUUCAACUACCAGUCAUGAAAAUUUAGUUUCUAGUACCAAAAUUCUGGAAAUUCCACUUCUGCCAGAGAAUAACAUGAGAGCAAUCAUUGACUGCGCAGGGAUAUUAAAGCUCCGGAAUUCAGACAUUGAGCUGCGGAAGGGUGAGACUGACAUUGGGAGGAAGAACACAAGAGUGCGACUGGUUUUUCGCGUUCACAUUCCACAGCCCAAUGGAAGAACUGUUUCACUUCAGGUGGCAUCUAACCCUAUUGAAUGUUCCCAGAGAUCUGCACAAGAACUGCCUUUAGUGGAGAAACAAAAUGUUGAUAACUUUCCUGUAACUGGUGGGAAGAUGAUGGUGUUACAUGGUCACAACUUCCAGCAAGAUUCAAAGGUCAUUUUUGUGGAAAAGGCACCUGAUGGUCACCAUGUAUGGGAGAUGGAAGCAAAGACUGACAAGGAAAUGCAGAAGUCUAAUACACUGCUAGUUGAAAUCCCUCCUUUCCGUAAUCAAAGGAUUACUAGUCCUGUACAAGUCAACUUUUAUGUCUGCAAUGGAAAGCGGAAGAGAAGCCAGUACCAGAUGUUCACAUAUCUACCUGCCACUGUUCCUGUUAUAAAAACAGAGCCCACUGAUGACUACGAGACUGCUCAGUCUUGUGUAUCAAUGAGUCAAGGAUUGAGUCCUUUAUCGAAAGGCUAUUUUGGCCAGCAGAUCUUAAUGCCACCAGAUCCUGGUUCCUGUUUUGUGGCUGGCUUCAGCUCCUGCCAGCAAAGAAACACUGUGAUGUCAUCUUCGCCAAACUCCAGCCCCAAGUUGCAUGACCUUUCACAUUCUUCGUACAAGUGCAUCACUAAUACAGGCCACAGCCACUUAGGUCUUCAGCAGUCAACUUCAGCUGUGCCCACAAUACAAGAGGUUCCACGAUCAUUAGUAGUGCAUCCCAGCUCUCCAGACCAACCAUCUCACGUCUUGCUGCAGCCGCAGGUGAGUCAACAUCUGAGCAGUAGCUGUUCCCAUGGUUACCAGCAAACACUCUAUCCCAACAGUCCCCCUCCUUCAGUUCAAUCUGUCACCCAGGAAUCAAGCUUUGUGCAGGCCUACAGUCCAACCAGGAUUGGUUCACACCAGCAACCACAGAAGGUUCACAACACUGAGUCACCAACAGCUCAGCCACUGUCAUUACCAGAGUUGCAUGAAGACAGUAACCUUAAUUCCCUUCCUGUAACAGUGAAGCAGGAGCCACCUGAAGAGUUGGACCAAAUGUAUCUGGAUGAUGUAAAUGAAGUCAUAAGAAAUGAUCUGUCUGAAAUCCAUGGACAUUCCUAACAGUGUAAGCUACAGAACUCUCAAGUGAUUUGUUGGAGAAAACGUACUUAAAAAAGCACAAGUUUUGCCUGCCGAAAUUACUGACCAUUUCUAUCACAUCAUCAAGAACUGUUCUUCCAUAGCAACAAAUUAUGCAAACUUUUCAGCUUCCCAUCAUUAAGCCUGCAAUGUGUACCUUUGCUUUUUGUCCUGCUACAGAAGAAAAAAAUAAUGUUUGAGAUACUAGCAACAAGCCAAACACCUUGUGUCACUUUCAGAGGAAUUCAGUGAAGCUGGAGAAGAAAAAGCACAUUAUGUACAUCCCUUGACUUUUCAAUGUGGCACUGAUGGAAUAUAUUUAUGGAAGUGCCUUAUACCACCCAGCUCAGAAUCCCAAGCCUUUAGGCAGGAUUUCUGAUACCUGUUAAAGACAGCUGUGUAUAAGGACUGCAGAACUGCAGACUUGUUAAUGUUUACGGUGUGAAGUUUUUUAUGAGUAAAACUUAAUUGGGUCAAAACUCAAACUGGAAAAUGUCACUUAACUAACUUCUGUACUGCUUACUCUUAAGAAGCCCUUAAGUAAAUAUCUGCUAUUAUAUCAUGGCUGAACCUGUUCUAUAAAAGGGGUUUUGCCUGAGCUUAGUAGAUGUAAAGUUGUUUAAUUUUAAUGACAUUUAUUAUCAGCCAAAGCCCCUUGGAGUCUGUUUUACUUUUGGCCGUGUAACAAGCUGCAAGUCAAGUCACGGAAGAACAAGUUUGCCUAACUGACAUUUAGAAUACUGAAUAUACAUUUGACAAUCACAUGUCCCUUAUUUCUUGAAACAGCUAUAUUUAGCAAUAAAAUGUGUGGGUGGUAGUGCAUUUUUGGUAAGAAAAAAACACCUUUGAUCUAUACCUCUUUUGCAUUAGUCAUAUGCAAGAUAUGUGUACAUUUCUCUGCCUUAUUCAAAUUAGCAAGCACUUUAAAUAGCCAAGGCAAGAUGCUUAAAUAAGGUGUAUUAAAACUGGAAAAUGUCAAUUGACAAUGUACACCACUGAAAGGGACUGUAAAAAAAAAGACUGUUUCUUUUAAAGCCUUAUUCAUCUGUGCAGAUGUAGAGGCAGUUACCAAAAACAAUUUCAAUAUGCAGCAGUAUACACUAAACAGUAGAAAUGUAUAGAGCAUGUCACGUUAGUAUAGCCUAGUUUGUUCGCCUACUAUACCAGUAGCAACUUAUAUAAUAGUGAACUGUUCGACUUAUUACAUUGUAUAGCUAGAUAGCAUGGUUUGAUUCUGAACUUAAUAUUGUGCCUUAGCAAGUAAUGCCCUCUUCUGGACAUAGUGCUAAACUAGACAAGCUCGCAUAAUGGAACCAGAUAGGCACUUCAACAAAAUACAGUUAAUCGAAAAACAGGUACACUUUUGUCCAGUUUUCAUUCAUUUUGAUACAGAGGGGCUGUACUCUUGCAUCUCCAGUAACUAAAAUAAACACCAAGAAGAAUGAAAGCUGAAGAGAGUGGUACUGAACAUUUGGUGAGCUGUAUUUUCAGGAAAUUGCCCUUCAUCCUGGUGAUUGACGCUUCUUGACCAAGAGGUACAAGAUGACCCUAACUUUAAUGAAAGAUUAAAUAUUUAUAAGUCUUUUAAAGCUCUGUACAAUUAUGUCUUACUUUUAAAGCCAUAUUUAUAAUAUUUGCACAUUACUGUGAAAACUUUAGUAUACAGCUGCGUGUACAUAGUGUUAUGUAUGAGGUUUUUUCAGCAAUAUCAUAGUUUUUUCUGUGUAAUUAGCAUUUACUUGCUGUAGUCAGGUAGUAUAGAAAUUGCAUGAAACAAUUCUUCAUCUAUGUAUUUAUAAAUUAAAAUAAGAUCGUAUUGUACACUAACACCUGUAACAUUGAAACUGAAUGUAGGCUGUAGACACAGCCUUUCCUUUUAAAAAGAGAGGAAAAAAGCACACCUAACUGCAGCAGUAGUUGUAUGAAUAAAUUAUUAGCUGCACUUUGGUUCUUGUUCAGACUGCUUAAAUACCCCCUGUGGUUAUGAUGUUUUCUGUUCAGGGCAAAGGCCAUCCCAUAUCAAUACAAAAAUGUUUACAGAAUAUUGCAGCCAAGCAGACUAAGAGUAUAGUAAUAUAAGCUGUGGGCUUGGGCAAGAGAAUCACUCCAUUGUUUCUAGUAGACCUCUUUAGAGAAUUUAAAUUCAUAAAACAUCAUGUGCUACACUGAAGUAUGUACUUCUAAAAUAUGGGUGUGACUGAUUCAGAAGUCUGACUAUACCAACAUUUACAUUCACUUCUAUGAUGACUUCUGUCAUAUGUCAACUUAUGUAUCAACACACAUAUUCACUGUCAUACAAAAAGCACACAGGAAUGUGUGUAUCUAUAUACAUAUAUGUAUAUAUAUAUAUACAUAUAUA